UUAAUUACAUACGAUGUCGUCGACCAAAAUGGCAUAUUCCAUUAUCCUAAACGUUUUUCUCUGUAUUUGGUCUUCUUCUUCAACCUUCAUUCUCAGAUUUUCCGACAUCCUUCUCUCUCUCUAACCUCAGAUCUCAAAUUUCAAAAAAAAAAAAAAAACCUACCUUUACUCAAUUAAUCAUGGCGAAUUCUGGUAUUCUUCAGACAGAGCAAGAUCAUCUUAUGUUCUCGUCUCUAUUUCACGAUUCAAAAGGUGAAAAUAUUAAGUCUCGGAAAACAGAGAUUGAGAAAAAGAUCGAAUUUCUCGAGAGCUUGUCUGGAAAAGUCAGCAAUAGGAGAUCUCGUAGAUGGGUAAAUGAUCGUUUGUUGAUGGAGCUUGUCCCCCCUUUGGAUGCAGAUGAAAUCAGAGGAUUGUUUGCUCCACCGCCAUGGGGUGAUGAUGUGCCACUUUCACCAUUUUGCAUGACAAAUGUGGGAGAGUGGGAUAAGUUCCGGAAUAUAGACAUGGACAAGCAGGAUUCCAUUAUAGCGUCCCUCGAAGACUCAUGUGGAGAGCGGAGAAGCCAUCUAGAUGCUGAUAAAGUUGCUGUACUGACUGCAUGGCAUAGGGUUGAUUGUAGAACUAGAGAUGCACUUCGUCGUUCUUUUCUUUCAGAAUUGAGUAAUAGCUAUGAGGAACGUGUACGAUCAUUCAUCAAGGGGAGUCAGGAUGGAGAUGUUCUUGUACUACAAGUUCAAGAUCCUUUCCAUCGGUUACUACUGCAUGGUGUUUGUGAGUUCUACAAUUUGUGCUCGACAACGAUCACCCAGUUGGAGGGUUCCAACUCCUUGAAGAUGACUAGGAUAUGCAAGAAGAAAGUAAGUGCAGCCGAGCUUCCAAACAUCACUCUCUCCAACUUCUUGAAGAUGGCAAAAGAAGGGUUUUGGUGAUUCAUUUUGCCAUAAUUCAACCACGUUCUUAGACCAAUCUGUAGAUUAUCUUAAUUUACUUCAAACAAUGUACUAUUAGAACAACCUGUGCAUUAUCUUAAUUUACUCAAAUGGAUGUAAAGAUUUGGCAACUUUGCCAUUUGACCCUUGAAAUAAUACCUCAAUGCGCCGAAAUAUAAAUUGUUCGUACCGUUUUCAACGUAGUGUUUUUCUUCGCACCAACCACUUAUUCGAUGGCCUGUGGGUUUUGAACUUUCGAAUUAGUUUCAGAAUUUAUUGUAAUAUUCUUCAAAUGAUGUCAAUUGCUAUAUUAUGAACUUAUUGGGCGUUUUGCCUUCA
Molecule: messenger RNA, 1268 nt
Organism: Olea europaea var. sylvestris
Lineage: Eukaryota; Viridiplantae; Streptophyta; Magnoliopsida; Lamiales; Oleaceae
Product: R3H domain-containing protein 4-like
Exons: 7
Coding region: 180-929 (249 amino acids)
Molecular function (GO): nucleic acid binding
Source: RefSeq, a predicted model, not a curated record